CAUUCGAAGUUAAUCCAACGGUUACUACAGUCCCGAAAGGUUGUGUUACGAUCUUUUUGCUUGCAUUAAGUUCACAAUGACCGGUCGUGGUAAGGGAGGAAAGGGAUUGGGAAAGGGAGGAGCGAAGCGUCACAGGAAGGUUCUUCGCGAUAAUAUCCAAGGUAUUACCAAACCUGCGAUUCGUCGUUUGGCUCGUCGAGGUGGUGUGAAACGUAUAUCUGGAUUGAUUUACGAAGAAACUCGUGGCGUGUUAAAAGUUUUUCUAGAAAACGUCAUUCGUGAUGCAGUCACGUAUACCGAACACGCUAAGAGAAAGACUGUGACAGCCAUGGACGUUGUUUACGCUCUGAAGCGUCAAGGACGCACUCUCUAUGGAUUUGGUGGUUAAAAACCGCCAUAGAUGCUUGUCAUUUUUUGAUUUUAAACACGGCCCUUUUCAGGGCCACAA
This is a messenger RNA of Vespula vulgaris, 448 nucleotides long. Its product is annotated as histone H4. The coding region runs from base 77 to 388 and encodes 103 amino acids. Gene Ontology annotation, biological process: nucleosome assembly. Lineage: Eukaryota; Metazoa; Arthropoda; Insecta; Hymenoptera; Vespidae. Gene Ontology annotation, cellular component: nucleosome. The record is from RefSeq and is a predicted model, not a curated record. The transcript has a single exon. Gene Ontology annotation, molecular function: protein heterodimerization activity; DNA binding; structural constituent of chromatin.